GGGCGGGGGGGAGCGGAGCGGAGCAGGGCGGGGGGGGCCGGUGUCGCUCGCGCUGCGGCAGCGGAGCCAGGCCCGGUCCGGCCCGGCCGGUCCGGUUGUGUCCGGUUCCGUCCGGUUCCACCCGGCGCCUCCCUCCCUCAGCGUCCCGCCAUGGCGCUGCUCCGUGCGGCCGCGCUGCCGGCGGAGGGGUCCCCGGCCUGGCUGCCCACCCAUGUGCAGGUGACGGUGGUGCGGGCCCGCGGGCUGCGGUGCAAGGGCGGCGGCAAAGCGGGCACCAGCGACGCGUACACCGUCAUCCAGCUGGGCCGCGAGAAGUACAGCACCUCGGUGGCCGAGAAAAGCACCGGCAACCCCGAAUGGCGAGAGGAGUGCGCCUUCGAGCUGCCCCCCGAGCCCGCCGCCGCCGCCCGGCCCGGCCUGCUGCUCACCGUCAUGCACCGGGCCCUGGUGGGCAUGGACCGCUUCCUCGGGCAGGCCCUGGUGCCGCUGGAGCCCGCCCUGCAGCAGGGCCGAGCGCCCGACGAGCGGUGGCACAAACUGCAUUCCAAGGCUGGGAAGAAGGAGAAGGAACGUGGUGAGAUCCUGGUGUGCAUCCAGUUUACACGCAACAACAUCACAGCCAGCAUGUUCGACCUGUCCAUGAAGGACAAGCCCCGGUCACCCUUUGGCAAGCUGAAGGACAAGGUGAAGGGCAAGAAGAAAUACGACUUGGAGUCAGCCUCUGCCAUCAUCCCCAGCAGCAUGGGUGGCCUUGACAUGGAGGAUGACUACGACAUUGGGGGCAAGAAAUCCAAAGUGAAGGGCUUCUUCUUGAAGAACAAGCUCCGCAAGUCAUCCUUGACUCAAUCCAACACCUCCCUGGGAUCCGACAGCACCAUCUCCUCUGCCAGCCUGGGCUUGGCCUCAAAUCUUCCUGAAGUAACCAGAUCCCCCAGCAGACACAGCAGUGUGUCCAUGGAGCGCUCUGUGAAAGACCUGUUGCCAUCUCCAAAGCUGACCCACAAGAGAGCGUUCAGUGACGAUGUCUCCCAGGUGAGCCCAGUCCUGGAGCCUAAAGCAAUCCAAAGCCUGAAGCCAAAGAACGAUCCCGUGUCCCGCUCUUCCCUCUGCAUCAACGGGAGCCACGUUUACAGCGACGAGCCUGCACCAAAGAGCCCCGUGUGUGUCCCCCAGAGCUCCGGCAUUCCCAGGCGGCAGGAGGAGGGCUUUGGCUUUGCUCCCCUCCAUCCUGACCCCCAGGAGGUGCCUUGGGGGGUCGGCAGCUUUGAGAGGACACAGCAGAGAGACGAGCCCAGGUUCAUCCCGUCUCCUCCCAGCUUAGCCUUGCAGGAGGAGCUCAGGGUCUCCACGAAAGCCGUCACCCUCAGCAACCAUCUGGGCAGAGCCAGGAUGGAAGAGAACAGUCGCUUGGAGAACAAACCAACUCAAGCUGCAGCUCCCAUGGUCUUCUCCACGGACACAACGAAGGACAAGCAAGCUGAGGACACCAAGAAGGAAGACAAGAAAGCAAAGGGCGGCCUCUUCCACCAUGGGGGCAAUAAGAAUGACACAGGGAGCAAAGGGCAAGGGGAGAAAGGGGGAUCUUCCCAUGGCUCAUCCAUCCACACAGGGGGAGAUGAGAGGAGUAAGAGCAGCAGCUGGUUUGGUUCAAAGGAGUCUCCUCAGAAACCCAGUCCUCACCCAGUGAAACCCAUCAGCGCUGCGGUGCAGGAGGUCUCCAGUGAGAAGAAGCAGCAGCACAGGUCCAGCCUGACGACUGCUCUGAGCAAUGGGCUGGAGAAGCUGAAGACAGUCACCACGAGCAGUGUCCAGCCUGUGGCCCCCAUCCGCUCACCUGGAGGACAGGACUCCAAGAAGUUAAAGGAUCCCACCGUUCUGGACCAGGCAGCCAAGUAUUAUCACUUGACCCACGAUGAACUCAUCGAGCUCCUGCUGCAGAAGGAGAAGGAGCUGAGCAAGAAGGAGGAGCACAUCCAAGAACUGGAGAACUACAUUGACCAGCUGCUGGUCCGCAUCAUGGAACAGUCUCCAACACUCCUCCAGAUCCCACUGGGAGAAAACAAGAGCAAGUAACCUCUCCCAGAGACCAGCACUUCUCCAACAAACACGCUGCAAACACCCCUGCACUCCCCCUCCUCUUCCAAGAGGGCUCCAGUGGCUUCUGUUUGCCAA
This is a messenger RNA of Strigops habroptila (Kakapo), 2172 nucleotides long. It is a transcript of the gene RAB11FIP5, whose product is annotated as RAB11 family interacting protein 5. Gene Ontology annotation, molecular function: small GTPase binding. The record is from RefSeq and is a predicted model, not a curated record. Gene Ontology annotation, cellular component: mitochondrion; phagocytic vesicle; recycling endosome. Lineage: Eukaryota; Metazoa; Chordata; Aves; Psittaciformes; Psittacidae. Gene Ontology annotation, biological process: regulated exocytosis.